Messenger RNA from Mauremys mutica (yellowpond turtle), 2353 nucleotides. Its product is annotated as ras-related protein Rab-26-like. The record is from RefSeq and is a predicted model, not a curated record. The transcript has 5 exons. NCBI's taxonomy places the organism in Eukaryota, Metazoa, Chordata, Testudines, Geoemydidae. The coding region runs from base 432 to 1034 and encodes 200 amino acids. Gene Ontology annotation, molecular function: GTPase activity; GTP binding.
CUUGGCUAGGUGGGUGAGAUGGGGUCAUCUCCAUGUUACACGGAGGGAAACUGAGGCACAGAGCAGGGUUGGGCCCUGCCCCAGGCUGGGGAGUGGGGGUCAGGCUGGGAGGCGAAACCAGGGCUUUCUGCCUGUGGAGGCUUUACGGGGAAGGGGCCCAACCCUCCUUGUUUGUCGCACUUUGACCGCCUGGGAGGGGUGUGCCAGGCCCGCUGCCUCCUCCCCAGGCUCUUCUCCGACGCACCAGGAAGCAGGGGGCAAGAUCCCUCGUGGGCCCAGCAAGUUCCUGGCCAAGCCCUGCUAGGUCUGCCGGCCCGGGCUCCCCGGUGGCCCAGUGGGACGGACGGGUCCUGCCGAGGAAUGGAGCCCAUGGGCCAGGCCUGGGCACUUCCCACCCGCGGCUGCUGGAGGGAGCCGGCCCCCGCCCUGUGAUGGCGACCGCGCCUCCGCCCGGCCUGAAGUUCAAGCUCAUCCUGCUGGGGGACUUUGGGGUGGGGAAGACCACCCUGUUCCACCGCAUCCGGGCGGGGCGCUUCCUGCCGGGCGCCCGCGCCCCCAACGAGCACCUGGCCGUCUGCCAGAGCACCGUGCGGCUCAGCCACCCCCAGAGCCCCGGCCUGGUGCAGAUCUCCCUGUGGGACACGGCCGGCGAAGAAAGGUUCCUCUCCCUGAGCAGCUGCUACUACCGGGGCGCGGACGCCGUGCUGCUGCUGUACAGUGCCCAGAGCCAGCUCUCCUUCGACAGCCUCCCGCACUGGGUCUGCGUGGCCCGGCAGUACUGCCUGGACGCCCCCAUCUUCCUGCUGGGCAACAAGACGGACCUGGAGCCACGCCUGCCGGAGGACAAGGCUGAGAGGUUUUCCACGGAGCACGGAGUAGCCGGCAGGUUUAACGUGUCGGCCAAGACAGGAGAGAACGUGGACAGGUGCAUGCAGGACGUGGUGCAGCGGCUUGUCCUCAAGAGCGAUGCUGGGAGCAGCAGGCUGACCGUGCGGCUGCAGGAGGCCGACUCCUCCAGCCCCUGUGCAUGCUGAGCGCCCUGGGGAACCCGCUCUGUGCUUCAGGAACCUGCUGGGGUCGCAGCCUGAGCCCCGAAACCCGUCACUGUGCCGCCACCAGCCACAGCUCCCGCCGGGCGUGGAGCCAGCCUGGGAGAGACCCUCCUGCCCUGGUACCAGAACAUGCUGCCGGAUACUCCCUGCCGUGGGUGCUGAAGCACCGCGUGCCAUGCGGGCGCCUUUGUCCCCCGAAAGGGGAGGCCAGACCCCAGGGCCUGGGCUGAGCCCCACAUCUCUCCCCGCGUCUGCGGUUUGUCCUCUCACUGCUCACCAGCCUGUAGGGAGGAGAGCGCCCUGGCUGCACCCGGUCACUGGGAGACCCCCGCGCACACACUGGGCCCAGCAGGAAGCCAGGGCAGUGGUUAUGGGGGCUGUUCUGCCCUCUGGGCCGGCAGCGAAGCAAUGUCCCCACCCGGUGCCGGAGGGCGCUCUGGGUCCUGUUUGAGAGAGGGUGUGAAAAGCAGCCCCGGCUCCCGAGCGCUCAUUGCAAAUCCCAUUGUUCUCUGUGCCGGGUGGGGGGUACGUGACUCUGUACCUCGGGGGAACACCCAGCAGCCCCAUGUUCAUCCUUGUGAAAUGAUUGUGUAGGAGCCAAUGCAAAGUUUGCCGUGUCGGGUGUCUUCCGAAGGCUCAUGAUGCACUGAGCCGUGUUGUUACAGUUACAGGUUGUAAUUUCAUGUCUAUAGUUACGAGGCUGAAAAUGUCUCCUCAUGGCUUAAAACAGGCCCAGGCAAAAACUCUCCAGGAGCAGAGGGGCAGUUCACACCUCAUCAGGGCAGGUACGGGACAGACCCAGCCCAGCCUCACAGGAACAAAGGACACUGGCCUAGGCAGCAGCAAAGGAUCUGUUGGACUCUGGAGUGAGUCACUCCCCUUCCCAGGGUCAGUUUGGGACGGCGGCGAGGGAAUGUUCACCUGACUCUGAAGGGGGUGGGGGCAAAGCCAAGAGGGAAGGAAGAACAUGAUAAAAGGGAGCAACAUUUGCCAGGCUCGUCCCCUCUCUUCCACCUGCAUCUACAGACACCACCACCAAGCGACUGAAGCGCUGGUCAAAGGGAGAGCCUGGCUGAAGGGCAGCCAGCCGGCCCGUGGUGAGAAGCAUCUCAGUUUGUAAGGGCAUCAAAAGUGUUAAGGUCAGCUUAGAAUGCGUCCUGCCUUUAAUUCAUUUCACCAAAUCUGACUUCUUGUGCUUUGACAAAAGAACGGCCAGACUGGGUCAGACCAAGGGUCCGUCCAGCCCAGUAUCCUGUCUGCCGACAGUGGCCAAUGCCAGGUGCCCCAGAGGGAGUGAACAU